This is a messenger RNA of Phascolarctos cinereus (koala), 2823 nucleotides long. RefSeq names its product glycoprotein hormone subunit alpha 2 (gene GPHA2). Gene Ontology annotation, cellular component: extracellular region. NCBI's taxonomy places the organism in Eukaryota, Metazoa, Chordata, Mammalia, Diprotodontia, Phascolarctidae. The record is from RefSeq and is a predicted model, not a curated record. Gene Ontology annotation, molecular function: hormone activity; thyrotropin-releasing hormone receptor binding. Gene Ontology annotation, biological process: cell surface receptor signaling pathway.
GGAGUGAAGGAAAGGAAGAAGGGGGGGAUUCCUCCCUCCUUUUGGCACAAAGGGAUUUACUGGGGAAAAGCCCCCCCCCCGGUCAGCUCCAGCUUGCUGGCAGAAUUCAGGGCAGGCUCCCAAGUCCAAGCCUUCUUCCUAGGGGCUUUCAGAGCGGCUCUCUGCCCUGAGCCCAGCCUUGUAAUUGUCGUAUUUGGCCCAGACCUGUGAUUUCGUCCGGGUGGGUAAUGGAACUCCUGGCAUGGGGAACUCCUUCCCCUGAUGCCAACAGCAGCUCAUCCACAGCAGCCGGUCUCAGAGCAUGGUCUGGCACAUUCAGAACUCAAGUGGCUUGCCUGGGAUCACAGAUACUAUACAUAUCCAGAGGCAGACUUGAACCCAGUUCCUUCUGUCUCCACCCUCUGUGCCUUCCUGCCUCUUAGGAGCCCUGGCCUUCCUUUGGGAAACCCCUCCUGGCUGCGGGUCACCCAGCUUGUCCUCUGGGUCGGACCACCCAGCAGCCUUCCCCCUACAGUCUGCCCCCCAGUCAAGCCCAGGCACCCUGGGGCUCAAGCCUCACCUCUGCCCCUUCAAUACCUGUGUCUGCUGGGCAAAGGCCCUUCCUUCUGUGGGCCUCAGCCUCCUCCUUGUAGACAGAGGGCCUGGGCAUGAGUCCCACCUGAUACCCGUGGGAACCCUAACUCACACAUUUCCCCUUUCUGUGCCUCAGUCACCCGCCCUAUAAAUUGGAGAGAUGAAUGCUGGCCCGUUGGUGUGUGGGGGCUGUUGCCCAGAAGGGGCUUUAAAACCUUGGGUGGGUGGAGUAGGAGGCUUUGCCCCUUUCACUUUUCUGCAAGAGUUGGGGUUUCCCCUGCAGGCCUCUCUUUGGCUGGACUGUGGUACUGGGGGCUUGGUGCUCAAAGGGCACCAGGAGCCCCAGGGAACAGAGAGCUUUGAGCAGCUUGGGGCCCCGGGCUGGAUAGGAAGCACUUUAUGGGCCAGGUCUUCACUCCUCUUCCCACUGUGCCACCCUGCCGCUCCACGAGUGAAUGACAGGCUUCAUGUGGGCCACCCUGACCACGGGACGCUCCUCUUCAGCUCUCCCCUGUUCCCUCUGCACUUGGUCCCCUUGUCCUGGUCCGUCGGUGAGAGAGACAAGCAGGAACACUUCUGGCCCAGAGCAGGCAGAAAGGUCUUUCUUUCAAUCACGCGUGUCCCUGAUGAUCACCCAGACACACAGGAGGUCAGGCUGGACGGCUCUGAGGUCGCUUCAGGCUCCAGAUCUGAGAUCCCAUGAUCUUCCCCCUCUAACUCAGAACUCUUAACACUGAUGCCUCCCAGCUCCACACGGGGGAUCUAAGUUUGGGCUUGCACUCAGCCAACUACCCCCACCUCUCCUCGGCCCACAGAGCUCCCCAGGAUGCUUCCCACCUUGAUCCAUCUGCUUAGCAAGGAGGGGGCUCCGGAAACCCCACUGCCCCACAGACUGGACCCCAGGACAUCCUCGUGGCCCCGGGGUGGGCCCCAGUGUAAGGGAGACAGGAGCCCCUCUCCGGUGGGAGUUCCCCAGAGGCCUCCAGGGGAAAAGGGGGUGGGGGUGGUGAAAGCUGAUCUCUACUCGAGGGUGUGUCCCCAAAGCCAGGGAGGGAUAAAAGCAAGAGAGCACAGCCCCAUUCCAGAGACGGAGGGACGACGGGCAGAGUCAUCAGCAGCCUCCACCUGGCGUUUGUGACACCAAAAGUGGUGAGAGCGGCCCUGGUGGGACAGAGCCGGGCCUGGGUCCUGGGGCACCGAGCAGGGGCCAGGAGGGCUGGGGCACAGCCGAGGGAAACCGUAGGCAGGCCUGGGGCACACACAGACCUCCAGCAAGCCAGCGCCUCCAUCCAGAGAGAAGCCCAAGAGGGGUGAGCAUGCACACACAUACCCACGCACACACACACACACGCAUACAUGCACAUACAUGCGUGCAGAACACAAAACGCAGCGCACAUUCACACAUGCAUGCGCACACAUACCCACAUAUAUACAUGCAUGCGUGCACACAUACACACAUACACCCUGCCCGCACUGUUUCAGAAACCCAUGUCAUGGCACUCCCCAAGACCUUGCUCUUUUCCCUGCUGCUCCUGCUGGCGACAGACACCGGGGCUCCGGAGGCCGGGGUCCCAGGCUGUUACCUGCACCCCAUCAACGUGACUGUGCGGAGUGACCGCCAGGGCACCUGCCGGGGCUCCCACAUAGCUCACGCCUGCGUGGGCUACUGUGAGUCCAGCGCCUUCCCUUCCCGGCACUCGGUGCGGGCAGCCAGCGGUUACCAGCACAACAUCACCUCAGUUUCCCAGUGCUGUACCAUCAGCCGCCUGCAGAAGGUGAAGGUGGAGUUGCUGUGCCCCAGGAGCCGGCGGGAGCAGCUGGAGAUCUUCACGGCCCGGGCCUGUCAGUGCGACAUGUGCCGCCUGUCUCGCUACUGAGGGCUCCUUGAGCCUUCCUUCCUGGCGGGCCCACUCAUCCCCCACCUGCCCCACCCCCGACCGUCCCCGGAUGGAGGGACUCCGAACUGGGAGUCAGCACACGUGGGUGCCGGGUCCCUGGCUCUGCUGAUGAAUUCAGUGGGCGACUUGGGGAAGCUGAUCCCCCUCCCUGGGUCCCUUUCCCACCAAGUCCCUCCCAGCUCUGACUGUCCACGUUCAUCUCUGCCCUUCUCUGUCCUCUGGUCCCCCUAAGCUCUGUAACUGCACUCUCAGAGCUGACCUCAGCCCGUCACCGGCCUCUGGCCUGCCGGGGCCUCAAGCUUUGUGCUCUCUGACAUGGGGGGGACCCCCAAAUAAACUGACCAGCUCUGGA